Molecule: messenger RNA, 714 nt
Organism: Procambarus clarkii (red swamp crayfish)
Lineage: Eukaryota; Metazoa; Arthropoda; Malacostraca; Decapoda; Cambaridae
Gene: RpL22
Product: Ribosomal protein L22
Biological process (GO): cytoplasmic translation
Cellular component (GO): ribosome
Molecular function (GO): RNA binding; structural constituent of ribosome
Source: RefSeq, a predicted model, not a curated record
ACAAAUUAGAGUUUAUUAGAGUGAAUUUGAUACAUAAAAUGAGAGUAAGAAAUAAAAAGUGUAGUGUGAGUGUGGAUGUAUAGAGUUGGUGAGGGAGGUGGACGGGGCCGCGCCUCGCUCCUUCUCGCCCUCCCUCCUCGCCACCAUGACGGCGGUUAAACCUCAAGCGAAGAAACCUGCAAAGCCUGCAAAACCUGAAAAGCCUCAGGCUAAGGCUGCAAAACCUGCAAAGCCUCAGGCUAAGGCUACAAGUAGUAAGAAACCCCAGAAGCCACAGGUCCAAAUAAAGAAGGGUAAAGUUGUCAAGUCGAAGGUUGGGAAGGGUCGACGUGGAAAGAAGCUGCAAUUGAAGUUCCACAUAGACUGUCGUCAACCCGUUGAAGAUGGUAUCAUGAAUGCUGCAGACUUUGAGACAUUCCUGCAGCAGCGUAUUAAGGUCAAUGGCAAGACCAACAAUUUCUCGAACCAGGUAUCUUUGGAACGCAACAAGCACAAGAUCACCCUUAAUGCUGAUGUUGCUUUCUCUAAAAGGUAUCUAAAGUACCUUACCAAAAAGUAUCUCAAGAAGAAUAAUCUCCGUGAUUGGCUGAGAGUGGUAGCACCCCCAACUGCCAAGGACUCUUAUGAACUCAGAUACUUCCAGAUCAACAAUGAGGAAGAUGAUGAUGAUGAUGGUGACGAGUAAUUCACAGCUCAAUAAAAAUGUGGAUCCUU